This is a messenger RNA of Vigna angularis (adzuki bean), 417 nucleotides long. RefSeq lists its product as uncharacterized. The transcript has 3 exons. Bases 1 to 417 code for a protein of 138 amino acids. Lineage: Eukaryota; Viridiplantae; Streptophyta; Magnoliopsida; Fabales; Fabaceae. The record is from RefSeq and is a predicted model, not a curated record.
AUGGAGGAGGACAAGGACGAGGACGAGGACAAGGACGAGGAUGAGGACGAUGGGGAGGACGAUGACGAGGACGAGGAGGAUGAAGAGGAUGAGGACGAGGACGAGGACGAUGAGGAGGAGGAUGAGGAUGAGGAUGAGGACGAGGAUGAUGAGGAUGUGGAUGAUGAUGGCGAUGAAGACGAUGACGAGGACGAGGACGAGGACGAGGAUGAUGAGGAUGAGGAUGAGGACGAGGAUGAGUACAAGGACAAGGAGGACGAGGACGAGGACGACGACGAGGACGAGGAGGAGAACGAGGACAAGGACGAGGACGAUGAGGAUGAGGAUGAGGAUGAGGAGGACGAGGACAAGGACGAGAACGAGGAUGAGGACGAGGACGAGGACGAGGAGGAGCAUGAGGAGAAAGAAGAGGAGUGA